Molecule: messenger RNA, 5232 nt
Organism: Effrenium voratum
Lineage: Eukaryota; Dinophyceae; Suessiales; Symbiodiniaceae
Source: the annotation of a GenBank genome assembly
GGAGACGCCAAGCUGUACAGUUGCUGGGGAGCACCUCUACGCUCAGUCAGAAAGUAAAAAGCGUGGUCUCCCAGGAGUUAUGUGUAAUAACCUGCAGCUGCAGCAGUGUACAAGCCAGUUUGCGUUGAUUCAGGCUUCACCGGAAGAAGCAGCAGUUCUGGAAUUUGCUAGCCAAGUCGGGCAGGAGCUGACAGCUUGGGCUGCUUACCUACGGGAAGCAUCGGAAGCAUCUGAUUCGGCAGCUGCAGUGGACUCGGUUGCUAGGGCGCAACAGCUGAUUUGGGCAAACAUUCAGAAAUUGACCGGGCUGACAGGGCAAUUCAGCAAUGCGGCAAAGGUGUUGCUUGAAGGCUGUUCAAAGCGAGCAGCAGGACCCGUUGCGCGUACUCUGAGCGGAUACCCGCCCUUGGAACACCAAGCUGCUUCAUGGUUGCUGGGGAGCCUCCUACGCUCAGUCAGAAAGUCAAACGCGUGGUCUCCCAGGAGUUAUGUGCUCUCUUCCUGCAGCUGCAGCAGAUGUACAAGCCAGUUUGCGUGAUUCAGGCUUCACCGGAAGAAGCGGCAGUUCUGGAAUUUGCUAGCCAAGUCGGGCAGGAGCUGACAGCUUGGGCUGCUUACCUACGGGAAGCAUCGGACGCAUCUGAUUCGGCAGCUGCAGUGGACUUGGUUGCUAGGGCGCAACAGCUGAUUUGGGCAAACAUUCAGGAAUUGACCGGGCUGACAGGGCAAUUCAGCAAUGCGGCAAAGGUGUUGCUUGAAGGCUGUUCAAAGCGCGCAGCAGGACCCGUUGCGCGUACUCUGAGCGGAUUCCCGCCCUUGGAGACGCCAAGCUGCUUCAUGGUUGCUGGGGAGCCUCCUACGCUCAGUCAGAAAGUAAAAAGCGUGGUCUCCCAGGAGUUAUGUGCUCUCUUCCUGCAGCUGCAGCAGAUGUACAAGCCAGUUUGCGUGAUUCAGGCUUCACCGGAAGAAGCAGCAGUUCUGGAAUUUGCUAGCCAAGUCGGGCAGGAGCUGACAGCUUGGGCUGCUUACCUACGGGAAGCAUCGGAAGCAUCUGAUUCGGCAGCUGCAGUGGACUUGGUUGCUAGGGCGCAACAGCUGAUUUGGGCAAACAUUCAGGAAUUGACCGGGCUGACAGGGCAAUUCAGCAAUGCGGCAAAGGUGUUGCUUGAAGGCUGUUCAAAGCGAGCAGCAGGACCCGUUGCCCGUACUCUGAGCGGAUUCCCGCCCUUGGAGACACCAAGCUGCUUCAUGGUUGCUGGGGAGCCUCCUAUGCUCAGUCAGAAAGUACAAAGCGUGGUCUCCCAGGAGUUAUGUGCUCUCUUCCUGCAGCUGCAGCAGAUGUACAAGCCAGUUUGCGUGAUUCAGGCUUCACCGGAAGAAGCAGCAGUUCUGGAAUUUGCUUGCCAAGUCGGGCAGGAGCUGACAGCUUGGGCUGCUUACCUACGGGAAGCAUCGGAAGCAUCUGAUUCGGCAGCUGCAGUGGACUUGGUUGCUAGGGCGCAACAGCUGAUUUGGGCAAACAUUCAGGAAUUGACCGGGCUGACAGGGCAAUUCAGCAAUGCGGCAAAGGUGUUGCUUGAAGGCUGUUCAAAGCGAGCAGCAGGACCCGUUGCGCGUACUCUGAGCGGAUUCCCGCCCUUGGAGACACCAAGCUGCUUCAUGCUUGCUGGGGAGCCUCCUACGCUCAGUCAUCAGAAAGUCAAACGCGUGGUCUCCCAGGAGUUAUGUGCUCUCUUCCUGCAGCUGCAGCAGAUGUACAAGCCAGUUUGCGUGAUUCAGGCUUCACCGGAAGAAGCAGCAGUUCUGGAAUUUGCUAGCCAAGUCGGGCAGGAGCUGACAGCUUGGGCUGCUUACCUACGUGAAGCACCGGAAGCAUCUGAUUCGGCAGCUGCAGUGGACUUGGUUGCUAGGGCGCAACAGCUGAUUUGGGCAAACAUUCAGAAAUUGACCGGGCUGACAGGGCAAUUCAGCAAUGCGGCAAAGGUGUUGCUUGAAGGCUGUUCAAAGCGAGCGGCAGGACCGGUUGCCCGUACUCUGAGCGGAUUCCCGCCCUUGCAGACACCAAGCUGCUUCAUGGUAGCUGAGGAGUCUCCCACACCCAGUCAGAAAGUCAAACGCGUGGUCUCCCAGGAGUUGAAUGAACUGUUCCUGCAGCUACAGGAGAUGUACAAGGGCUGUUUGUUGCAGCCCACAGAGGAAGAGGAAAGCUUGUUAGAUUAUGCAGCCCAGAUUGAGCACGAGCUUUUAGGAUGCUCGCUGCCAAGCGAUGUGCUGGACGGAGGUGUUGACUUCGCCAAGAUUUCGGCGGAAAUGGUCUCAGGGGCACGGAGGCAGAUUUGGGCGGAGAUUGCGACUUGCUUGCUCUUGGGGCUGCCCGUUGUCCUCAUGUUAGCCUGAAAAGGGGGGGGGUGGCCUGAACUUAGCUGAACAUUGUGAAGAGAUUCAGCACCAAGGUGAAGCGUGACUCCACGAACGCUGCGAAGAUUCUAUUCAGCCGGCAAAAGAAUCACUCAGAGUCGCAGAAGUCACAGGAGUCACCAGAAACGCAUGUUCCGCAGGUGCCACUGCACCACAAAGGCACUUCGGUGAGCGGCUUCCCGGUGUUCCUCUUCCCCUUUGAAGCCGAAAAGCCAUCCAAAGGCCCUUUGCGACAAGUGCGGCUUGCAGCCUCGCAGUACGUGCAGUCAGAGUUCGGUGCCCUAGCAAGCAAGUCGGACUUGAAGUACAUCCAGGCAGCAAUGAACGAGUCCGUGGUUACCCACACGCUUCGGUCGGACCCGACAGUGAGCUGCAGAAUGGAGGUUGAUCGGGAGGACCAUGGCUUGGCAGCGAUGGACGACAUUUUGGUGGGCCCUGGCUUCGAUGGCUUGAAUCGGGUCAAGGGCUUGGGCUCCGUUCUGACGGUCUACGCGGUGAAAGAGCCGGGCAAGGAAGGCCUGGAGGUGCGGCGCUUGGCGGUGGGCCCCGUGGUGCCGUCCGAGAAGGCCACCAGUGGGAUGACCUACAACUUCAUUAGAAAUGUGGAGUUCUUUGACGAGGACACGGAGGAGGAAAAUCUGACUGCGUUUCUUGACAGCGUGGGGGUGGAGCUCCCAGCCGACCCUGUGGAGCGCAAGAAGGUGCUGGUGAAGCUCUACACUUCAAACAAAAUCUACCCCAGGCUCAACAAGGCGAUGUACACAGAUGAUGCUGAAGAACUCAGGCGACAUGCGCCGUACAUUCGGGCUUUGCGAGGGGUUUUCAAGCGAGGGCAGAGCGACCCAUUGCCUGGCUUCAACUUCUUCAUUGGCUCGGCAAAAAAACUCGUGAAAAGAUGCGAGCUCACCAAGGAACAAGCCGAAGUCUACCAAAUCAACCAGAAAGUUUGCUGGCCGGCCUUCUUUUCCACCAGCGAGGCGGACAAGGGCGGAAAUGAUGCUUUUACUGGCUUGACGUUCUGCAUCCGCUGCCGGGACAGCACAGAAGACCCAAACGAAAUACAGGGGUACUUUCCAGCAUCUAUCAAGCCAUGGUCUUGCUUCCCGGAUGAGAAUGAAGUGCUGAUCCCCCCUCAUUACAUGUUACGGGUCCACAACAUCAAUUACAACAAACAGCCUGCCAACCCAAAGAAGUGGGUUAUCGAGCUAGAGCUCGCCGAUUUGCCCCCGGUCUGGGACAUCAUCACCCAGAAGAACUGGCAAGAAUUCAAAACCUGGGCCCAAGCGCAUCCCGACUUGGUAGACACAUCGAAAUCCCACAGCUCCAUCAUCAAUGAAGUGGUGAGCAGCCUGGCAGCCGAACCGAACGAGACCGGCGUGGAUCCUUUGAAGGUUUGCUUGGAUCACGGCGCCCUACCCAAUGAGAUUGACAUGCAGACUGGAAACACGCCACUGACGACCGUCGCGCUACAAUGCCUGGAAAGCGGGAAGACAGAACAGGCUUUAGCUGUACUUGAAUCCCUUCUACUGGCAGGCGCAAAUCCGUACAUCAAGGCUGGCCCACACGAGGAGUCCUUUGAGCAGCUGAUGCCCGAGAUUGAUUUGCGCCUCUUGAAUUGUGUGAUGGGCUGGCAGUACUGGGUUGAUGAUGGCGUGGAUGGGAAGGAAGAUGGCUGGUAUCUGUGGUCUGAGGAUGGCUCAGCCAUGUUAGAGCAUGCUUUCCAAGAAUGGCUCAACAGUGGACAUGAGGGAAGGAGCAAGCUUUUAGGCGUUCGGAGCGACUAUUUCUCAUAUAACGUGGACUUCCUCCACAUGAAGCAAGCCAACACUUCAACCGGAACAAAGCGCAAGAUCCGGAGAUACCGACGAAGGUCCAUCCCUUUGUCGCAUGAUCAACUUCGGGCAUUAUCCGAAGCAAAGCUCAGGCAAGAGCUGACACUUCUGCAGAAGCUCCUCAUGCGAGCAGCCGUCGAUGGAUUGCAGCAAGCCACGUGUCAUUUGCAAGAUGCUGCGGACAUGCUGUCCAGCUUGUCCCAGAUGGUCUCUGCGACUGAAAUCUCUGCAGUCAGCAGUGAGUAUGAGAAGCUGGUGCUGGGAGACCUCGAAGAUGAAGCCAAAGAGACCAAAGAGACCAAAGAGGCCAAGGCGAGCCUUCUGAACCUGCAGGAGGCUUGCGACUUGAACUGGGACACGCGAGAGAAGGUGACCGAGGUUGUGAAGCAUUUGCGGGAUGACCCUCAUGUGAAGCUGGCAGACGAUUUGGUUGAGGGAGCUGAAGCCUUUGUGACGAGCAACAAUGUAUUCCAGAGAGAUGGGAUUACGCAUGCAGGAUUUCGGGCCAGCCUAUCUUGGCAGAAUGGUGAAAAACGAACAGACUUGGAUAUGUGCAUGACUUGCCCAGAAUGCAAUAUGCAGGUUUACCACGAAGAAAAAGAGUGUGGGUGCACAGAAGAUAAGCUAUGCAGGUUAAACUUGGACAUUGACGACCGAGGGACACCCCACAAGAGUUCCGAGGAGAACUUGUACAUGCAGGAGCCGGGUCCAUUUAGAUACAAGCUCGAAGUGGAGCUCUACUCCGGCCCGCCUGUUCCCUUCCGGUUGCAAGUUCAUCGACCCGGGCAGGCGCUCAGAGUCUACCGUGUUGCGCCUCACACUACGCCGCGUAGUGGAGGAAGGAUCGUUAUCUUUGAGGCAAGUGUUGCUGAAGGCAUCAUGCACCUCGAGUCUUGCCUUGAACAUUUGGAUGUAAUGUUGAGCACUGAUUAACGCACAGCCCUUGGAAAAACGCGUGAAGAAGGGACACCACGCGCCUUCC